Messenger RNA from Capsaspora owczarzaki ATCC 30864, 261 nucleotides. RefSeq lists its product as hypothetical. Gene Ontology annotation, biological process: rRNA pseudouridine synthesis; ribosome biogenesis; snRNA pseudouridine synthesis. Lineage: Eukaryota; Filasterea; Ministeriida; Capsasporidae. Gene Ontology annotation, molecular function: box H/ACA snoRNA binding; telomerase RNA binding. Bases 22 to 213 code for a protein of 63 amino acids. Gene Ontology annotation, cellular component: box H/ACA snoRNP complex; box H/ACA telomerase RNP complex. The record is from RefSeq and is a predicted model, not a curated record. The transcript is spliced from 3 exons.
UUUUCCUAUUGCAAAACAGCCAUGUACUUGAUGUACUACGAGGAGAAUGGCAAGCGCCAAUACACCAUGAAGAAAACCGCUCCUGAUGGCACACCAACAAAGUCGGCACACCCUGCUCGCUUCUCGCCCGAUGACAAGUAUUCGCGCCACCGUGUCACUCUCAAGAAGCGAUUCGGCAUCCUCAUGACCCAGCAGCCCGAAGUCGCUCUCUAAAUGGCCUUGGUGUUUGAGAAAAAAAUACAUAAAAAAUUGCUUCAUUCA